Messenger RNA from Phalaenopsis equestris, 1502 nucleotides. RefSeq names its product zinc finger CCCH domain-containing protein 40-like. Lineage: Eukaryota; Viridiplantae; Streptophyta; Magnoliopsida; Asparagales; Orchidaceae. Gene Ontology annotation, cellular component: U2-type catalytic step 2 spliceosome; U2-type catalytic step 1 spliceosome; Prp19 complex. The record is from RefSeq and is a predicted model, not a curated record. Gene Ontology annotation, molecular function: metal ion binding; pre-mRNA binding; U6 snRNA binding.
UUUGACGGCACUAGCCGUCAGCACUCGGAUCCAACCCGGUGAGGUACCGGCACAAACACGAUAUUUGCAGAUCGUCUCUUCGGGCCGCCUCUCUCGCGAUUUCCAUCUCCUACCUCUCUCUCUUCAUCGUUGUUUUUCCCAGUUCACUCUUUGAUGGCGCAUCGACUGCUCCGAGAUGCUCAGGCCGACGGUUGGGAGCGCUCUGACUUCCCGAUCAUUUGCGAGUCUUGUCUAGGUGAUAACCCCUACGUUCGAAUGACAAGAGCUGGAAUAGACUACGAUUCUUCUUAUGGGAAGUUACGUCCAAAUGAUACCAUUCUAAAGCUUCAAAGGACUACACCAUAUUACAAGAGAAAUCGGGCACAUGUUUGCAGUUUUUAUGUCCGCGGAGAAUGUACUCGAGGCGCUGAAUGCCCUUAUCGUCACGAAAUGCCUAUAACUGGGGAGCUUUCGCAGCAAAACAUAAAGGAUCGAUAUUAUGGUGUGAAUGAUCCUGUCGCCCUCAAACUUCUGGGAAAGGCAGGUGAGAUGUCCUCUCUCGCUCCACCCGAUGACGAGAGCAUAAAAACACUUUACGUCGGCGGUCUUGAUGCCCGAAUCACUGAGCAAGAUCUUCGGGACCAUUUCUAUGCGCAUGGAGAGAUUGAAUCCGUUCGUAUGGUGUCCCAACGCGCUUGUGCCUUUGUCUCCUACACUACUCGAGAAGCCGCCGAGAAAGCCGCUGAGGAGCUCUCCAACAAACUCGUUAUCAAAGGCCUCCGCCUUAAACUAAUGUGGGGGAAGCCCCAAGCACAAAAGCUAGAAGUUGAAACUGGCGACGACGAAGCCGCCCGCCAAGCACUUGUGUCCCAUGGUGGCUUUCUCCCUCGGGCGGUUAUAUCACAGCAGCAGAGCAGCCAACAACCUCAUCCUCCCGGAACCCUAGAGCCUAACCACCAAUUGCCUCUUAAUUACUUCAACAUUCCUCCUCCGUUGCCGACAGAGAGAACAUUCUAUCCGUCGAUGGAUCCACAGAGGAUGGGAGCGAAAGCUCCUUCGUCGCAGGAGUCGGGUGAUGGUAAGGUUGGAUUGGAAAUGCAGCAAGGUCCCUCCCAGAUGUAUCAAGGACCUGCCAUGCAAAUGAGGGGACAGUACCCACCAUACUAUCCGCCUUAUGCUUAUAUGGCACCACCUCCGCCGCUUCAGUAUCAGCAGCAGCAACAACAGCAGCAGCAGUACAACUCAUAUCAACAGAUGGCAGCACCUCGGCCUCCGCCACCAUUGCCGGCAACACAGCAGCCCCAGCCAUCGGCUGCGGAAUUAGCAUCUUCAUCACAUAGUUGAUGUUUUUGGUGUUUGUGCUGUUUAUUGUGGUGCCUAGAAGCAAUUCUAUCAAAUUCUGGAAUGAUAAAAUUAUUAUUGCAGCUCCUCUCCCUAGUACGUGAUUAUCCACUGCUAUGUGACUAGAUACCACUGGUGUAUAAUUUGAAGCUUUUAGAUGAUUGUUAUAUUUUCCUGCUUGA